Loxodonta africana (African savanna elephant) is the source of this 3068-nucleotide messenger RNA. It is a transcript of the gene TFR2, whose product is annotated as transferrin receptor 2. Gene Ontology annotation, biological process: transferrin transport; endocytic iron import into cell. The transcript has 15 exons. Gene Ontology annotation, cellular component: external side of plasma membrane. Bases 41 to 1948 code for a protein of 635 amino acids. Lineage: Eukaryota; Metazoa; Chordata; Mammalia; Proboscidea; Elephantidae. Gene Ontology annotation, molecular function: transferrin receptor activity. The record is from RefSeq and is a predicted model, not a curated record.
GCAAACCAGCUCUCGGGAACGAGGGGCCGGCUCGGCCGGGAUGGCCGCCCUGGCUCAGGACAUCCGCGCAGAGCUCUCCCGACAGAAGCUGGACCACGUGUGGACUGAUACACACUACGUGGGGUUGCAGUUCCCGGACCCGGAUCACCCCAACACCCUGCACUGGGUCAAUGAGUCCGGGAGGGCCGGGGAGCAGCUGCCGCUGGAGGACCCCGAAGUCUAUUGUCCCUACAGCGCCACGGGCAACGCCACGGGAGAGCUGGUGUACGCCCACUACGGGCGGCUGGAGGACCUGCAGGACCUGCAGGCCAGGGGCGUGGAGCCGGCGGGGCGCCUCCUGCUGGUGCGCGUGGGGAUGAUCAGCUUUGCCCAGAAGGUGGCCACUGCCCAGGACUUUGGGGCCCGAGGAGUGCUCAUAUACCCUGACCCAGCAGACCUCUCCCCGGACACACACAAGCUAGGCCUGUCCAGCCACCGGGCUGUGUAUGGACAUGUGCACAUGGGAACUGGGGACCCCUACACGCCUGGCUUCCCCUCCUUCAAUCAAACCCAGUUUCCUCCAGUCCAGUCCUCUGGCCUCCCCAGAAUCCCAGCCCAGCCCAUCAGUGCAGACAUUGCCUCCCGCUUGCUGAGGAAGCUUGAAGGUCCUGUGGCCCCCCAGGAAUGGCAGGGACACCUCCCAGAGUCCCCUUAUCACUUGGGCCCCGGGCCGGGCCUCCACCUAAGUGUCAACAACCGCAGGGCGGCCACCCCCAUCAGCAACAUCUUUGGCUGCAUUGAGGGCCGCUCCGAGCCAGAUCACUAUGUUGUCAUCGGGGCCCAGAGGGAUGCAUGGGGCCCAGGAGCAGCCAAGUCUGCUGUGGGGACGGCCAUAUUGCUGGAGCUGGUGCGCACCAUAUCCACCAUGGUGAGCAAUGGCUUCCGCCCCCGAAGAAGUCUUCUCUUCAUUAGCUGGGAUGGAGGCGACUUUGGGAGUGUGGGCUCCAUGGAAUGGCUGGAGGGCUACCUCAGUGUGCUGCACCUCAAAGCCGUCGUCUACAUAAGCCUGGACAAUGCAGUGCUGGGGGAUGAUAGGUUCCAUGCCAAGACCAGCCCCCUUCUGACCAGCCUCAUCCAGAAUAUCCUGAAGCAGGUGGACUCUCCUAACCGCAGUGGGCAGACCCUUUAUGAGCAGGUGGUGUUCACCAACACCAGCUGGGAUGCUGAGGUGAUCCGGCCCCUGCCCAUGGACAGCAGUGCCUAUUCCUUCACCGCCUUUGCGGGGGUUCCUGCCGUUGAGUUUUCCUUCAUGGAGGAUGACCAGACGUAUCCGUUCCUGCACACAAAAGAUGACACAUAUGAGAACCUGCACGCGGCGCUGCGAGGCCGCCUGCCUGCCGUGGCCCGGACUGUGGCCCUGCUCGCGGGGCAGCUCCUCAUCCGGCUCAGCCACGAUCAUCUGCUGCCCCUCGACUUCGGCUGCUACGGGGACGUCGUCCUCAGCCACAUCGGCAGCCUCAACGAGUUCUCUGGGGACCUAAAGGCUCGCGGGCUGACGCUGCAGUGGGUGUACUCGGCGCGGGGAGACUACAUCCGGGCGGCGGAGAAGCUGCGGAAGGAGAUCUACAGCUCGGAGGAGAGCGACGAGAGGCUGACGCGCAUGUACAACGUGCGCAUCAUGCGGGUGGAGUUCUACUUCCUGUCCCAGUAUGUGUCGCCGGCUGACUCCCCAUUCCGCCAUAUCUUCCUGGGCCGUGGAGACCACACGCUUGGUGCCCUGCUGGACCACCUACGGCUGCUUCGAAAGGGUGACUCCAGGGCCCCAGGGGCCUCCUCCCCUGGGGUAGAACCCAGCCUAGGCUUCCAGGAGAGCCGCUUCCGUCGACAGCUGGCCCUGCUCACCUGGACGUUGCAGGGGGCAGCCAACGCACUUGGUGGGGAUGUCUGGAACAUCGACAACAACUUCUGAGGCCCACCAGGGGCCCCCCAUACCCUUGUCCCCAUCUGAGAUCACAUCUUCUCCCCACUUGAGUGAUUUUGGGGUGACAGAGGUGUCCACGCACCACCUCUCAUUGCUGACCAAGAUUCUCACUAGCCUUUUCCUGUCCCUGCACAGCCCAGAUCCCAGCACAUAGACAUGCACACAUCCCUGGCUCUGCCAAUGUAGGAGUAGGUGAGCAGUGCCUCCCGUAAAGUGAUGGUCAUACUGUCAACUAAUCAAAGAGCAGUAUCUGCUCAUUCACAGACCCUUCCCCAUGCCUUGAGACCAGCCUUGAAGGUUUUGUAGACCCUGGGGUCUGGCCCAGCUGUCAGUAGAAGAGCUUGCUAGACCUUAUAGUCAACAGGUGGUCUGUGGUGUGAGAGGCAUGGGUUUUGGACUUCAAUAAACCACCUGGUGAAAUCCUGUUGUCUCUAAGCAUCUUUAUGCUACCUCUUCACCCUCACCCCCACCCAGUCAUCCCUCCUUUGAGACCUAGAGAGGGGCUGGGCAGAAGGGGCCAGAGGGGUAUUGUUCAAAAUGCUGCAUCCAUAGGAAAAACUCUGAGCUGUUCCUGUUACCUGAGGAAAUAGUGAAAGCCUAUUCUCCAAAGAGGUCCCCAAGUGGUGCAAAAGAUGUGUGUUCGACUACUAACCUAAGGGUUGGUAGUUCAAAUCCACCCAGCAGUGCCAUAGAAGAAAGGCUUGGCAAUCAUUUCCAUAAUGAUUACAGCCAAGAAAACCCGAUGGGGCAGCUCUACUCCGUAACGCAUGGAGUUGCCAUGAGUUGGAAUCCAACUUGAUGGCAAUGGAUUUGGUUUUAUUCUAAAAAAAAAAUGGACUGAAACAUACCAGUGAUCAUGAAGAUGACACAGGACUGGGCAACAUUUUGUUUUGUUGUACAUGGGGCCACCAUGAUGAGUCAGAGCUGACUCCAUGGCAACGAACAACAACAGUCUCCAAAGACCACCCCCAUGGAACAGCAGACUGGUUCUGGAUCUUCUGCUGGGACCAGUGCCAGCUACAUAAUUUCCAAGGCCCAAUGCAAAAUGAAAAUAUAGGGCCCCUUGUUCAGAAAGCAGGAACAAAGCCCCUUUCUUCCAGUCUCUCAG